UCAGUUGGUUUAAAAAUUUAAAUGCUGUACGCUUUUGUUAUAUAGAUUUUGUUGUGAAUUCUUUUAGACGACUGAAAAAGACUAUGUGACUAUAAAUUAGCACUAUUGUGCCCUAAAAACUAUUGUGGUGUGUAUUAGAUAUUUAAGGAAUUUGAAGAUAUGUAUUUUCAAAUUGAUAAUACUCCAGAACGUAUUAAAAAGUCAAGGAAAAAUGAAAACAUCAAAAAAAGUCCGCCGAAAGAGGAAUGUCCCCGACUAGUUUUGGCUCCAUUUUCUCGGCCCCCUCAAGUGGUUUUCGAAAAUGUCCUCAUCGGGACGUCCUGUGAGAGGUGUUUGGAAAUAGUCAACCCACUGAAACAAAUUCAACAGUUAAUACUUGGCCGUUCUCUACCACAAGGCCUUAUAAUAGAUUUGCCCGAUGAUGGUUUGUUCUUGGAACCUGAGACAUGCUACUGUCUCACUAUGGUGUGGACUCCAUUGCAGCCCACUGCUCUUAGGGAAACCAUUAGAUUUACUAAUGAGAACAGGGGCAGGUUUGAUGUCCUUGUGGUACUCAAGUCUGUUAUGAACAUUAAAGGGAAGGGUUCAACAAAAACAUCGAAAAUAUCGCCAGGUAAGAUAAAAAAGAAAGCUGUAAAAAAAUCUCCAGUGUUUGUAACUAAGAAGAGAGUUGAAGCUAUUUACAAAACACAAAGAAAAGUGGACACCACAGUUAAUGUGGUACAAUCGAUUCAACAUCGGACUUAUGAAAUAUGUGACAAGGAAAAUAUUUCAAAUGACGAAAAUUGUAAUGACCCAUACGUCAGCAGGUGCCCGUUAGAAUUUUCCCCGGACAGUGAUUUAAAAUUUGACUUAACGGAAAUAUUCGGUAAUGCACGUAAGCCUCGUAAAGAAAACCUAGCAAACAACACUAAAUUAUAUGAUUCUCAGUACGGCAACGAGUUUGACUCCCCAAUGCAAAGAAAUAUUUUAAAACCAUCAAACAGACAAGACCUUAAAACAUUUGCAACAGAUAUCUUUGAUAACUUUACUUUUACACCCUUAAAAACAAUGCAAUCCAAAAAUGUUACGUUAGAUAAAGGUCCUAAAAUAAUACUAAGUGUUAAUUCUGAUAGUGAAUUCAAUGACAGUCUUGACAUUAAAUAUCCUGACAAAGAAAAUGACACUCGAUCAAUAAUAUGUAUGACAUCAACUCAGCCAACAAACAAAUGGCUAACUGUAGACCAAUCAGCACACGAGAACGAAGAAUUAGAAUCGCCGACGAAGAGUAAGAAAAUACCAAAUACGUCGUCGCCUAAAGAAAUAACAAGUCUAAAUUUUUCUAUAAACACUGAAAUCUCACGCAUCAGCGACUUGUCCUUUUUCCCUCAGAGAUUUUCAACUGAAAGAAAAGUACUACCAAAAAUUAAUAACGAAACCCAAGAAUUAAUCAACGAUACAAACCAAAACAUGAGGCUUAAUUCUGAUACAUAUACAAAGGAAUCUCCAAAUACAUUCUUGGAAUAUCCACAAAUGAAUUCCGAACCGAGAUAUGAGCCUUUCAGUAUUAGAGACCCGAAAUUAUGCAGACAAGCUUUGUUUAAAGAGAAUCAGUUUAGAGAAAGUUAUGAUAGGAGGAAUGGAAACUUUUUUGAACAAAAUAGAUACAGUGAUUUGAGAUUAGACAGAUCUCCACCACGAUCUCUUACUCCUCCUCUGCAAUCGAUACCAGAAGAGAGUGGUAUAGCUUUCCAUUCGCAGUCAUUUAAUAAAACAGAUAAUCAGAUGACAACAUUUACCAUUAACCGUACUUUCGAUAAAAGCGGCGUAUCAGGGCUUUCGAAACAAACAUGGUCCAAAAAAUCUGUCCAUUGUGAACCAGAAUUAUGGAAAGUUCCAAUUCCCAUAGUCAAAAAAGCUGCAAAAACGAAAAUUAAAACUGAUAUCGAUGAAAGCAGAACAUCAAGUAAACUAUCAAAUACACGAUCAGAGGCGAAUAAAAGUAUAAAUCAAAAUAUUUCCUUAAAUCAGGUCGGAAACGUUUACUCUCAAUCCUUCACAGUUGAUCCAUUUUCGUCCUCCACUUACUUCUAUGACGUGGAAGCCGUAGAAAAGAUCGAACAAGAGUUUAAAAGAUGGUUAAACUAUAUUUUGACUCCGCCGGCAGAUCUCGAUAGUAAUGUUGAGCAAAAAAUUGAUUUCGGCAAAGCAUGGAUUGAAAAUAGAAACAAAGAAAUCCCCGUCGCUCCAACAAAAGAACAAGUCAGCAGCACCUAUCACAAUAGUCACAGAUUGAUAAGUCUACGACGAUCCGCACGAACAUUAUUGUUGAGUCCAGAAAUAUCCCAAGUGUUUGUGAAAUUAAAUUUACAAAUCGAUAAAAAGUUAAUAGCUAUCAGAAACGACCGCAAUCUCCAUUUAGAUGUAGGACUACAGAAAAUAAUCAUGGAAUUGAUAUUAUCUUACAAUCCGUUGUGGCUUCGAAUCGGUCUGGAAGCUAUUUACGGAUUCGUGAUACAGCUGAAAUCAAAUAAUGACAUUGAAGGCCUGACCACUUUUAUUAUUCAGAGAAUGUUCAAAAAUCCACUUCUUAAAAAUAAACAUUCAAAAUCGAGCGCUCCAAACAUGCUUUUGCCUGCAUACAUGGAAGCUAUUAAAAAGUUUACACUCAAGAAAUUCUUCAUGUUGGUGUUCUUCCUUGAUCAAGCUAAGCAGAAAAAAUUAAUCCCGCACGAUCCUUGUCUAUUCCGUAGAAACGCUGUGUGCAAAGAUAGUAGAGAAAUCUUAAUCCGUUUCACGAGGGAGCUGAUUGCUGGUAUUGGUGAUAUCACAAAACAUUUACGGCCUCUCGGUUACGUUGUGUGUCAUAAACAAUCCUACUUAGAUGAAUAUAAAUACGCUGUUCACAACAUCGCUUUGGAUAUUCGUGACGGAGUGAGAUUAACUAAAGUCAUGGAAGUAAUACUUAUAAAAAAUGGCUUAUUAAAUCAGUUACGAACUCCUCCGAUAUCGCGCUUGCAAAAAAUACACAACGUCCAAGUAGCUCUGAACGCAUUGAAAGAAGCUAAUUUUGUAAUUGUUGGAGAUAUUAAGGCUACAGAUAUUGCCGAUGGGCACAGAGAGAAAACACUAUCGUUACUGUGGCAGCUGAUACACGUGUUCCGUGCUCCAUUGUUCAUGAAAGCGGCAAAUAUCAUACAGACUUGGUGGAGAAAGAAGUACGCCGUUGUGCUGGAACGAAAGAAGAAGGAACAAGAGUUACGCGAUAAAUUAAAUAACGCGGCGAGUGUGAUCCAAAUAUGGUGGCGCAGAAUCCAAUACAACCGCAUGGUCGAGUUGAAAAUGCAACAACUGACACACGCAACAAUCAUAAUACAGAAAUAUUUCCGUAGAUGGUUAUAUCGUAGUCGAUAUCAGAAAAUGAAAAGAAGUAUACAAAUAAUAGAAGAAUGGUAUUACGGUAUUAAAAAGAUAAGGCAAGCAAGAGAAAUUUUAAAAGCUCUUCAAAUGAUACAAGCAGAAAAAAGAUAUGAAGCGGCGAGAAAAAUACAAGCAUAUGUAAAAGGUUGGAUUUGCAGAAAACGUUAUCAAAAGACAGUGCAAAAAAUAGUAUUAAUACAAAGCACAAUCCGUUGCUUUAUUGAAAGGAAACAAUUUUUGCGUUUGAAGAAAUCUGUUUCUUAUAUUCAAGACAAGUAUAAAGGAAAGUUGCUAAUGAGAGAACAGAUGCGUUUGUUAGCUGUAAAAAUAAAAAGUAUUAUUAUAGUUCAAAGUUAUUAUAAAAUGGUAAAACAACGACGACAAUUUUUAGCUUACAAAAAAUCAGUGGCUAUAAUAGAAAAUCGUUAUAUUGCACUACUAAAAAUGAGAGAAGCAAGACACGACUAUUUGAUUUUAAAACAGACAGCCGUGAGGGUCCAAUCUGUAUUCAGAGCGAAAAAAUGUCGUUCAGAAUACAUUUAUUGUAGAAGUUUAGUUAUAAAUUUACAAAGAAGGGUAAAGGCAAGACAACAAAUGUUGAGAGAUAGAGAAACGUAUUUGAAAAUCAAAACUGCUGUGAGCACAAUUCAAAAGCACUUUAGGGCAUAUUUAAAAAUGAAGAAAGAGAGAUCCGCAUAUAUCUUGCAACGAAUUUCUGCUAUUAAAAUUCAAAAAUAUUACCUUUCAUACCGUAUUGCAAAAGAAAUGAGAACAAAAUAUUUACGUAUACGACAAUCGGUUAUUAAAAUACAGUUUUGGUACAGAAGUGUUAUGAAAAUGCAACAACAAAGAAAAGAAUAUCAGCAUCUCAGGAAUGCAGCUAUAAUUUUACAAAGACGUUAUCGAGCUCUUAUAUUGAUGAGAGUUUGUAAAAAUGACUUUGUAAAAUUACAAAAAGCUACUUUUGUUUUACAAACACGGUACAGAGCCAACAUACAAAUGCGUGAGGAACAAUUGAAGUAUCACAAAAUUAGAACCUCUUGUCUUGCUUUACAAAAACACAUUCGAGCAUAUUUAGCUAUGAAGAAGGAACGAGCGGCUUAUAUCUUGCAACGUAAUUCCAUUGUAAAAAUACAACAAUAUUUCCGUUUGUAUCAGAUCGCGAAAAAAGAAAAAAUUAACUACAUACAGUUACGCAAUUCAGUGAUUAAAAUACAAAUGUGGUAUAGAAGUGUCUUGGCAACACGCCGCUGUAGAAACCAAUUUACACAAAUUAAGAAUGCAGCUUUAAUUUUACAAAGACGUUAUCGAGCUCUUACUACAAUGAGAGUUUGUAAAAACGACUUUGUAAUAUUACGAAACGCAACAAUUGCUUUACAAACACAAUACAGAGCUAAAAAAGCAAGAACAAAUUAUGUAAAUUUACGAAAUUCGGUUAUAAAAAUACAGGCAUGGUACAGAAGUAUCAUAAAAAUGCGACAUGACAGAAAAGAAUUUGAACAGCUCAAGCAUGCAGCUAUAAUUUUACAAAGACGUUAUCGUGCUCUAAUGCUGAUGAGAGUUUGUAAAAAGGACUAUGAAAAAUUACAACACGCAACAAUUGUUUUACAAAAAAGAUACAGAGCUAAGAGGCAAAUGCGUGAAGAACGAUCGGAGUAUCUUAGAAUUAAAACAUCAUGUAUAAUCAUUCAAACACAAAUUCGAGCAUAUUUAACAAUGAAGAAAGAAAGGACGGCUUAUAUAUUACAAAGAAAUUCUGCUAUUACAAUUCAAAAAUAUUUCCGUUCAUACCAAAUUACAAAGACAAUGAAAAUGAAAUAUAUGCAUUUACGAAAUUCUGUUAUUAAAAUACAAAUUUGGUAUAGAAGUAUUAUGCAAAUGCGCGAACAAAAAAAGGAAUUUGAACAACUGAAAAAUGCAACUAUUACUUUGCAAAGACGCUAUCGAGCUGUUUUGUUGAUGAGAAUUUGUAAAAAUGAAUACAACAAAUUACUUAAAGCAACAAAUGUUAUACAAAUAUACUACAGAGCUAAAAUACAAAUGCGUAUAGAGAGAUCACUGUAUACAAAAUUGAAGACAUCUUGUGUAAUUAUUCAAAGACAUAUUCGAGCACAUUUAGCAAUGAAAAAGGAACGAAAUAAUUAUAUUAUGCAACGUAAUUCCGCAACAAAAAUACAAAGAUACUUCCGUUUGUACCAGAUUGCUAAGAAAGAAAGAACUCAAUAUUUAGAGUUACGAAGAUCUGUUAUCAAAAUACAGACGUGGUAUAGAAGUCUUUUGGAAAUGUAUCGCCAAAGAGAAAAUUACGAACAGCUCAGGAAAGCAACUGUAAUUUUACAAAGACGUUAUCGUGCUCUUAUGUUGAUGAGAGUUUGUAAAAAUGAAUACAGCAAAUUGCAAAAAGCAAUAAUUAUAAUACAAACACGAUACAGAGCUAAUUGUCAAAUGCGUAAAGAAAAAUCCAAAUAUGUCAAAUUAAGGUUGUCUUGUGUUACAAUUCAAGCUGCUUUAAGGGCGUACAUUAAAGGUAAACAGGAUAGACAGGCAUAUUUAAAACAAAAAGAAUCAGCUGUAAAAAUUCAAAAUUGGUACCGAUCUUGCAAGAAAAGUAGAGAAAUUGUACAUCAAUGCUAUACUGAAUAUUUAGACUACAGAAAGAAAGUAAAAAUAGUACAAUCCGUCAUCCUCAUGCACAUCCAACGUAAGCGAUAUUUGGAAAUAAAACAAGCUACAAUUACAAUACAACAACGUUAUAGAUUGUAUAAACUAACAACGUUACAACGACAACAAUACUUACAAAUUAGACAAAAUAUUAUAACAAUUCAAGCUCAUGUGAGAUGUUAUAUACAACGAAGACGUUUCUUAACAUUCCGAUCGGCUGUUCGAUUCCUUCAAGUCCUAUAUAGAUACAAGAAGCAAAAGGAACUCCUUAAACAACGAAAGGUAGCCGCUGCGAUAUGCUUGCAAAAGAAUAUAAGAUGCCAUCUUGCGAAAAAACGUUACAACAAUGUCAUUAAAUAUAUUAAAUUAAUUCAAGAAUUAUGGAAAGGAAAGCAAAUAACAAGAUCGAUACGUUCUGAGUUUUUGAAGAAACGACAAUCGGCGAUCAAAAUACAGGCUGUAAUACGAGGAUUUUUAGCACGAAAGAGGUUUGAAGUUGAAAAAGAAAUGUUGAUUAAACAGAAAGAGGAACAAAGGCGAAACUGGGCUGCUUCUAAAAUUCAGGCCCUUUUCCGCGGCCAUCGUGUCCGCGUGACUAACAAAGACUCGCAGGUUGAGGAGCUUCGCACCAGAUGGCGCGGUGGUGCGCUCGAGUCCAAACAGGAGUCGCUCAAGGAACGCAAUGAGGAGGCCAUGGAGCUCCUCCGCAACAUGUCCGACAUCGAAUCUAUCAUUCGAACUUUUAGGUCACUGGAAUUGUUAACAGAAGUUUAUCCAAUGAUGUACCACAAGAACGCAUCUUCGGUAGUAGGUCAUGUAUAUGUGUACAUGGCUUUCAUGAAUCGAUCCAUCUCCAGUAUCGAAGUACUGAAAUAUGCAGCUGCUGUGCUCGUCAAUUUAGCUAGAUACAAAGUCACUGGACCGAAAAUAUACAAAAGAGAUCGCAUUCCGCCGAUAUUAAAAUUCAUGUUGCGAUUCAGUAGCAGCGAAACUAAGCUGUUUUGUAUAUUUUCAACAUACUUAUGGAUAUUUUCGAAAUACGAAGCCAUAAAACAGGAUCUAUCAGAAUUUCUUCACAUACCCGAAAAUCAUAAAACACUGAUGACAAUAAAGAGUAAUGUUGACAGAAUGAAAAGAAUGACAAACAAUUCAAAACAUCGCUUCCAUACACCACAGCCGUUCAAAACGAUGCCGCGAAUUUAUAAUCAUCAUGGAGACAGUUUGAACCACAGCGUAGCUAACUCAAAUUGCACUGGCAGGUCAAAAAUCGUAUUACCCGCAUUAGAACCUGACUACGGUAUCACAAGAAUGGAGGCCCCACAAUACUUCGAAGAUUCCCAGCAAGCUAUCGAUUGCUUGAUAAAGACAUACAAUUUAUAACUUUUUAAUUUAAUUAAUUAUUGUUGUAAGACUAUAAAUGUUAGAUCUAAUAUAUUUCAUUAAUUAAUUUGUAGAUAAGUUUGUUUGCAUUAUGUAAUACGUUUAUUAAA
Messenger RNA from Papilio xuthus (Asian swallowtail), 7550 nucleotides. RefSeq names its product microtubule assembly factor abnormal spindle (gene asp). The coding region runs from base 160 to 7440 and encodes 2426 amino acids. Gene Ontology annotation, cellular component: spindle pole. The transcript has 8 exons. Gene Ontology annotation, molecular function: calmodulin binding. NCBI's taxonomy places the organism in Eukaryota, Metazoa, Arthropoda, Insecta, Lepidoptera, Papilionidae. Gene Ontology annotation, biological process: mitotic cell cycle; establishment of meiotic spindle localization; spindle organization. The record is from RefSeq and is a predicted model, not a curated record.